Malania oleifera is the source of this 2788-nucleotide messenger RNA. Its product is annotated as pyrophosphate-energized vacuolar membrane proton pump 1-like. Lineage: Eukaryota; Viridiplantae; Streptophyta; Magnoliopsida; Santalales; Ximeniaceae. Bases 52 to 1683 code for a protein of 543 amino acids. Gene Ontology annotation, biological process: proton transmembrane transport. The record is from RefSeq and is a predicted model, not a curated record. Gene Ontology annotation, cellular component: membrane. Gene Ontology annotation, molecular function: diphosphate hydrolysis-driven proton transmembrane transporter activity; inorganic diphosphate phosphatase activity. The transcript has a single exon.
GAAUUCUGAGGCUUGGGAGGAUCUUGCUGCGCUUGAGAAGGAUUAUGAGGAAUGGGGUCCGAUUUUUUUGGCUUAUACGCCGAAUCAUCUUGUGCAGCUCUUGUUGUUGCUUCCAUAUCAUCCUUCGGAAUUCAUCAUGAUUUCACUGCAAUGUGUUAUCCUUUGCUUAUUAGUUCCAUAGGUAUUCUUGUUUGUUUGGUCACCACCCUUUUCGCAACUGAUUUCUUUGAAAUCGCGGCUGUCAAGGAAAUGGAACCAUCAUUGAAGAAACAACUUAUUAUUUCCACCAUCCUUAUGACUCUGGGAAUUCGAAUUGUUAGCUGGAUUGCCCUUCCACCAUCAUUCACAAUCUUCAAUUUUGGUGCUCAGAAGGUUUUUAAGAACUGGCAGCUGUUCCUGUGUGUGGCUGUUGGUCUUUGUGCUGGACUUAUUAUUGGGUUCGUGACUGAGUAUUACACCAGCAAUGCAUACAGCCCCGUACACGAUGUUGCAGAUUCCUGCAGGACUGGAGCUGCCACCAAUAUUAUAUUUGGACUUGCCUUGGGAUACAAGUCUGUCACAAGUCCUAUUUUUGCCAUUGCAAUCAGUAUUUUUGUUAGUUUCAGCUUUGCAGCCAUGUAUGGAAUUGCUGUGGCAGCUAUUGGAAUGCUAAGCACCAUUGCUACUGGAUUGGCCAUUGAUGCUUUUGGCCCCAUCAGCGACAAUGCUGAAGGCAUUGCUGAGAUGGCCGGCAUGAGCCAUCGUAUCCGUGAGAGAACUGAUGCCCUUGAUGCUGCAGGAAACACCACUGCAGCUAUAGGAAAGGGAUUUGCCAUUGGAUCUGCUGCACUGGUGUCUUUGGCACUGUUCGGUGCCUUUGUGAGUUGUGCCGGGAUUUCAACAGUUGAUGUCUUGAUCCCAAAGGUCUUCAUUGGUUUGAUUGUUGGUGCAAUGCUUCCAUACCAGUUCUCUGCCAUGAAGAGUGUAUUAAGUGCAAUUUGGAAAGAAAUUGAGCAAUCUGAGAGCUACCUUGUUUGCUGUAUGUUUGAGGAGGCAGCAUUAUUGGCUUCUUCUGUUUUAAAGAGAGUAUGCAGUGAUAAAUCUACUCAAACUAAAGAAGACAUCCAGCUGCUAGAGACUAUAGAAUCAGCUGGUAUGGUGUUAGUUCAAUCUUGGAAGGAACUUGGCAGGUCUUCAAAAAUACUUGAUGAGCUUAAAGAAUUGUUCAGUUCAGUUACUGAUAUUCCAGUUUCAGUUCUUCUUGCCAGUGUGUGUUUCCAGUUAGCAGAAGGGUCUUCUUUUGGUGUUCAAGAAUUUCACGAGGCAUUCUUGAACAAGUGGAGGUAUGUGGAUGAACAAUACUAUGUUCUUGCUGGUGCAGAAGCUGAUAUUAGAAACACAGCCGGAUGUUAUGGGCGUUUUGUGUUGGGCGUUGAUAAAUAUUUAGAAGUUGCUGAGGUUUAUGUUGUUACGCUUCUGGGGAUGGUUUUAAAUGAUAUAGACCUUGCUGUCUCUUGGGUUGAGAAUGCUGCAUUACCUGAAGACCACCAACAGCAGCAGCAGCAGCAACAUCUGCAUUCGCCACAGCUUCAACAGCUGCAACUGCAGCAUCUUCAGCCACUGCAGCUACCGCUGCAGUUGCAACAUCAUGUGCCAGAUAUGUUGCAAUCAAGUUGCCUUCUGUUGCAUCAUCCAACUUCCUAGAUGGGAUAUAGGGUGUACUUUCAGGGGCUGCUAGAGGAUGCGGUUGGCAGAAAAUUGGUGCAGUUAUCAAUCUUAGAUCUUAUUAUCUGGUUGUUUCUGUUAUUUUUCAGUUCAGCCUUCAUAGCUGAAAUUUCUUGGAGCAGAUCUGUUCUUAUUUCUACCGUUGCCAGCCUUCAAUGCUGGUGGUUUCAAAUGAUCAGGCCUUAAUUGCCAUGGGAUCAUUGUUUGUGAUCAGCCUUCAUUGCUGAAAUUUAUUGGAGCAAUUUCUGUUCUUAUUUCUACCAUUACCAGCCUUCAUUGCUGGUGGUUCCGAAUGAUCAGGCCUUAAUUGCCAUGGGAUCAUUGUUUGUGAUCAGCCUUCAUUGCUGAAAUUUAUUUCUUACCAGCCUUCAAUGCUGGUGGUUGACCAGCCUUCAUUGCUGAAAUUUAUUUCUUACCACCCUUCAUUGCUGAUGGUUGACCAGCCUUGAUUGCUAGUGGUUUCAAAUGAUCAGGCCUUAAUUGCCAUGGGAUCAUUGUUUGUGAUCAGCCUUCAUUGCUGGUGGUUUCGAAUGAUCAGGCCUUAAUUGCCAUGGGAUCAUUGUUUGUAAUCAGCCUUCAUUGCUGAAAUUUAUUUCUUACCAGCCUUCAUUGCUGGUGGUUUCGAGUGAUCGGCCUUAAUCGCCAAGACAUCAUUGUUUGUGAAGAAUGUAGGAGGUUGCAGAGACAACUGCUACCACACAAUCGGAGGAGAUUGUUCGAUCCCAACAAAUUGCAAAAUAUCCAGGCAGGGGUAAAGUAGUUCAGUGUUUCAGAGUAUUGUAUCCAAGCUGGGAAUGGAAAAUACCUAUUCACGAGCUUGAGGGGGAGUGUGGGAAAACAUGUUUUGUAUUUUAUGAUGUAAAUAGCUUAGUUUAGUUUAUAUUCAAAGCAGCUGUAAAUAAUGCUGCAAAUCAGGCAGCAUGCAGGCACUGAACAUGUACCUGAAAUUCUGGCAGCAUGUUCCAGAAAUUCUGGCAGCAUUUAGGUGCUGAAAAUCUGCCUGAAAAAAUGGCACCAACUAUGUAAACUUCUUCUAUAUAGUGAUAACAAACCCUAUGGAAGGGUAAGACAUUCAGACCAAAAA